Molecule: messenger RNA, 4806 nt
Organism: Metarhizium robertsii ARSEF 23
Lineage: Eukaryota; Fungi; Ascomycota; Sordariomycetes; Hypocreales; Clavicipitaceae
Product: Rho-guanyl nucleotide exchange factor
Exons: 5
Coding region: 1-4806 (1601 amino acids)
Biological process (GO): intracellular signal transduction
Molecular function (GO): guanyl-nucleotide exchange factor activity
Source: RefSeq, a predicted model, not a curated record
AUGGAGCUUCGAGACCAGCUUGGGCGCUCCGAACUCCGAGUUGCCCUGCGCCUCGUCCCCAAUGCGAAUUUGAUUUGGGCUGGCUCCCGAGCAUCCAGAUUUGAGAGGAGGAGGAGGAAAAGUCGUCGUCGCAUGUAUAAUUCCAAGGUUGAUGCAACGGUCGAUACAACGCCCGGCGCAGUAACAAUACUCCUGCAAUAUGGACUGUAUCCCCCAGACCUCGUCGUGGACGUUGCCCCGUCGAGGACCGGCGAGCUCACAUUGGCCAAUUUGCACACCUUGAUACCCGCUUCUCCGAGACACAGCUUCGUUCGUGGGCUGCGAUCCUCAGUCCUCAGUGCUCCACAUGUGCACCCUCCACCCUCCACCAAAUCCACAGUCGCAGGUCCCAAACAGCCAGCCAAAGGCGAGGCCUUUCAGAACCCACACAGACUCAACAUUGAAGGCCCAUUGACGGCCCAGUCCCAUGGUUGCAUGUGUGCGGUGCCCUCGAGGCCACCCUUCGUCCACCAAGCCGCGCCCAGCCAGCCAGCCAGCCAGCACAGAGAGCACAGAGGACACAGCCAACAGCCAUUGACCCCGACACAGCCAGCCGACGUGAGCAGCCCUGUCAGCCCAAACCAGACCCAAGCAGCAGCGUUUGGCCCAGCACCGUCCCGUCAAUCUUCGAGCUGCUCCGACUUGAUCGCUGCUGAUUGUCGCCGCUUCGCUAGUGCUGCUCCUCCGGCUUGCUCCUCCGGCCCUGGUCCAACGUCGACCUGUUUCCACUCGGCCUGCUCAAGUGGUCGACGACAUCGAAACGAGGGCCAGCGAGGCUACACUCCACGACGACAAUCUCUUCUCCGUUGCUGCUGCUGCCGCCGCUCACUUCACCGCGCCACCUCCCGCCGGUACGCUCUGGGCUCGCUCUGGGCUCGCUCAACGCAUUACUCAACUUACUCUUUCCACCAUUCACCCCUGUGGGCGACUGCUCCUUGCCCUGGCUGCCCUUUUGCCCACGGUAUAUUGACGUCUGUACUGAUAGAGAUCCUUCUCUGGGGUAACUCCCUUGAGCAGAGUUACAUCAUGGCCGAAUACCACCCGUAUGAUCCUCGAGCUCAGCAACGGCCGCCGCCCCCUCGCGGUUACCCCGAUUCCAACAAUUACCAACGAGAUGCCGCAUACUCCAAUAUCUUUGGUGCUGCUCCUCCCCCGGGACGAUCACAGACAAUGACGUCGUCAUCUCCCGGCCCCCCCAUGGACCCGGAGAGAACGCAGACCAUGUCUUCUACGGCUUCUGGCAUGCAACGUCAACCGCCGCCGAGACCACAGCAAGGUUACUACGGCGAGCGAGAACCCAUGCAACGAAGACCUGUACCAAGUGACCCAAAUGCUGGAGGCGGCUACUAUCCGGGGUCGAGAGCGGCUUCGGGGGGGCACCCGCCGCCCCCAUCACAGUCACAAUACGCUCAGCAACACCAGCCGAGACGACCAUAUCAGGGCCCCGGCGGCCCUCUCCCUCCUCGGAUGGAGUCGCGAGGUCCGCCGCCGCAGGCUGCAGGCGCGCGAUAUGGCCCUCAGAGCGGAUAUCAAGGGCCCCCACGGCCUGCAAUGAAUAGCGACCCUUAUCGCUCACAGUCUCUAGCAUCUGUUCCCCGGCCGCAAAUGUAUCAGCCGCCUCCGAGUUCAUACCAGCAAUCGCCGGCAAAUCAAUUUCGUCAAGCUGCCUACUCUAAUCACAAUUCAGCCAGGACAACAGCACAGGGCCGGGUUGUCCCCGAACGCCAUCAUGACGACCGUUCCAUGUCAAUGACCGGCUCUUAUCACCCCAUGGAUCGAGAUUCUCACCAAACAAUGAGCGGCCGCAUCAUUCCAAACCGGAGGGCGCCAAGUGACGUGUCAAUGUCCAAUGGGUAUGCCCCCAACGGAGGCUACCAUACUGCCCCGGGAUCCCAGACACGAACCACCAGUAUGGCCUCGUCUGUUGGCUUCCCAGAACACGCCAGGACUAUGUCUAUGGCUUCUACCGCAGCCUCUACAAUUACACCUUCCGAAUCCGACACCAUGACGCUCGUAAGCCGACCCUCUAGAAGCAAGUCCGUCGAGAGUGAUCGACCAACCACCGCCACAAAGAUUCGUCCUCCGCUUGUUUAUCCGGCACUGCUCUCAAGAGUCGCCGAGUGCUUCCGACGAAAAAUCAUUACUGGGGACCGCACCAAGAAUGAACUGACGUACAAGAAUGCCUUCAGCGGUUCAGAGGCGGUGGACGUGUUAUCAUAUAUCAUCCGCACCACCGAUCGUAACUUGGCCCUCCUGCUUGGUCGUGCCCUGGAUGCUCAAAAAUUCUUCCACGAUGUAACAUACGAGCACAGGCUGCGAGACUCGCAGUCCGAAAUGUAUCAGUUCAAAGAAACCCUUAUGGAGGAGCCCGAGGAAAAGCCCCCUGUUAAUGGUGUCUUUGUGCUGCUGACCGAAUGCUACUCUCCCACCUGCACAAGAGAUCAGCUUUGCUACUCGAUUGCUUGUCCACGACGGUUAGAACAGGUUUCUAGGCUGAACCUGAACGCGAGCUCCGGCCUCCGAAAAAAUGAUGCUGCAGUGAUCAACGACGACGAGGUCGACCAAACCGACGAGCAGAAGCUUUGGAUCAAUACCGUGCCGAAAGAAGUUGCCGAUGCAGUCGGUGAACGCGAAAAGAAAAGACAAGAAGUCAUAUCCGAAAUUUGCUAUACUGAAAGAGACUUUGUCAAGGAUCUUGAGUAUCUUCGCGAUUUCUGGAUUAUACCUCUGCGAUCGAAGGCCUCGCCCAUCCCGUUACAGCGCCGAGAUAAGGUUGUCAAGACCAUCUUCAGCAAUAUCAUUGACCAUCCGAGUAUCCAUACCGUCAGCUCUCGAUUUGCCUCGUCCCUCACAAACCGACAGCAGAAGAACCCCAUUGUGCAUAAUAUUGGUGACAUCUUCCUCGACUACGUACCACAAUUCGACCCAUUUAUUUACUACGGUUCCAAGCAGUUAGAAGGAAAGUUUGAUUUUGAGAAUGAACGAUCCGUAAAUCCAUUUUUCGCCAAGUUUGUGGACGAAAUUGAGCGACGGAAGGAGUCAAGAAAGCUGGAACUCAAUGGUUAUCUUACCAAGCCGACCACCCGUCUCGCUCGAUACCCAUUGCUCCUGGAGAAUGUGUUGAAAUACACGGAGGAAGGCAAUCCUGAUAAGGAUGAUAUUCCCAAAGUUUUAACCAUGAUUCGAGACAUUUUGGGCAGAGUCAAUGCCGAGUCUGGAAAGGCAGAGAAUAGAUUCAACUUGCGAAGACUUCAGGAACAGCUUAAAUUCCGGCCUCAGGAACGAGUUGACCUCAGACUUACCGAAGACGGACGAGAGAUGGUGUUUAAGAGUCAAUUCAAGAAAUCGCCCACUGAUCCUGCCGAGAUAACUGCAUUCCUCUUCGACCACGCUGUCCUUUUGGCCCGCAUCAAGCAAAAUGGCAAGACCGAGGAACUCAAAGCCUAUCGACGCCCUAUCCCGCUGGAACUGUUGGCCAUCCGGGAAAUGGAUGAGGUUAUACCCGGUCAAGGAAUGAAGCGUUCAUCGUCUGGUCUGAUUCCAUCGAUCAGAGCAAACAAUGCCGAAACGAGGAAGGGCGAAGGCUGGCCGAUUACAUUCCGUCAUUUAGGCAAGGCAGGCUACGAGCUGACCCUCUAUGCUUCAAACCAGGCAGCGCGGAAGAAGUGGUUGGAAUUCAUUGCCAAUGCCCAGCAGCGACUUCGUGCUCGUGCCGACUUUUUCAACACGACGGUCAUUUCGAGCAAUUUCUUUGUGGGCACGAACCAUGUCAACUGUGUUAUGCCGUUCGAUGGCGGUCGCAAGCUUCUUUAUGGUACAGACAACGGCGUCUAUCUAUCAGACCGUAAGAACAAGGCACAGAUCCCAAGAAGAGUGUUGGAAACCCCCAACGUAACUCAGAUCGACAUCUUGGAAGAAUACCAACUCCUGUUGGUGUUAUCCAACAAGACAUUGCAGUCAUACGCGCUUUCCGCGCUGAACCCCGAUGAGCCUGCCAUGAGCAAGCGACCGAAGAAGAUCCAGAACCACUGCAGCUUCUUCAAGACGGGUAUCUGCCUGGGUCGACAUCUCGUCUGCUGUGUCAAAUCAUCCGCAUUGUCAACAACUAUCAAGGUCUUUGAGCCCAAUGACGCUAUGACCAAGGGUAAAAAGCAGAAGGGCCUUGGCAAAUUCAUAGCCGGUGGCCAUGACGAACUUCGACCAUUCAAGGAGUUUUACAUUCCCACAGAGUCGUCGUCAGUUCACUUCCUCAAGUCGAAGCUAUGCGUUGCAUGUGCGCGAGGCUUCGAGGUUGUAUCCCUCGAGACUCUGGAGACGCAAUCACUUCUGGAUCAGGCAGAUACUUCUCUUGAUUUUGUUGCACGCAAAGAGAAUGCCAAGCCGAUUCAUAUUGAGCGUCUCAAUGGAGAAUUCUUGCUGAACUACUCUGAAUUCUCGUUUUUUGUUAACCGCAAUGGUUGGCGAGCAAGACCCGAGUGGCGGAUUGACUGGGAGGGAUCGCCCCUAAGCUUUGCACUCAGCUACCCCUGGAUCCUUGCGUUUGAACCCAACUUUAUCGAAUUACGCAAUAUUGAAAACGGUGCAGUGCAUAUUGUGCCCCACAAGAACAUUCGUAUGCUUCACAGCAGUACUCAUGAGAUUUUAUUUGCAUACGAAGAUGAGCGGGGAGAGGACGUUGUCGAAGCCAUUGAUUUUUGGAAGAAUGACCGAAAAUCCCAAAUCUUGAGCGGCCCUUCGUCUUCUCCCCCGCAUCUAAGCAGUUCUUGA